Phlebotomus papatasi is the source of this 14703-nucleotide messenger RNA. It is a transcript of the gene Madm, whose product is annotated as nuclear receptor-binding protein. Gene Ontology annotation, cellular component: endomembrane system; cytoplasm. The transcript is spliced from 11 exons. The record is from RefSeq and is a predicted model, not a curated record. Gene Ontology annotation, molecular function: ATP binding; protein serine/threonine kinase activity. Bases 750 to 2696 code for a protein of 648 amino acids. NCBI's taxonomy places the organism in Eukaryota, Metazoa, Arthropoda, Insecta, Diptera, Psychodidae. Gene Ontology annotation, biological process: endoplasmic reticulum to Golgi vesicle-mediated transport; intracellular signal transduction; protein phosphorylation.
GGAUUUCAAAUUUCAAGUAAGAAUGUCUGAAUUAGCCAAAGAGAUCAGAGUAGGAUUUGUCCAUGGAAAGUUCCGAUGGUGAAUGCGAGGUAGGAAAAAUGUCCAGUAAAUUUUGAAUGAUUUUUUAAAAAUGUCGCUGCGCAGCCAACUUCAUUUUGAGCGGAUGCCAAAUGACAUCCGGCGAGAAAAUUUAGAUGGAAUAAGAAGAAGAAGUCGUUUCACAAAAAUUUUAAUCGUGGUUGAAGCGAGAUUCGGAGUGAAAUUUGGCGUUAAAACUGUGUUGUGUUUAGUGCGAUUUAGUGAAUUUUCCCAAAUAUCAGCUAGGUCUGCAGUCAAGUGAUGUAUUUUUUCUGUUAAAUCGAUGUGAGCCGGUAACCUUGGUCGUCUGCUAUAUUUUGCAUACACCAAAUUUAUACGUGUGGGGGUUGGAAAAACGUAUUUUGGCAGGAAAGAGAGAAGGAAAUUUUCCACUCUGGAAUUUAUUGUUUUUCCCAAUUCUAAAUGUCUCUGUGGUGUUGCAAUAGAGAAAAAGUUUACAAUUUCACAUUGGAUAUUGGAUUACAUUGAAUUUGCUGCAGAUGGAAGUGAAAUGUCUGAAAAAGUCUGAAAGUUCUUCUGGGUGUUCGUGCAUCCGUUAAUCAUCUAGCCAGGAAGUAAGUAAAAAAGGGAAGUGUAUCACAGGAUCAACCAGGAAGAGCCUCCUUCAGUCUUCUGUCAAACCCUUUGCCACUCCUGUGUGAUACUUUGCCAUGCCGGGCAGUCGAUCAUCACGAUCCAGCAACAACGAGCCAGAACAUCAGAAAUCACCGAGUGGCGAAGAUUCCGAAGAUGAAAGCGAAAUCUUAGAAGAAAGUCCAUGUGGAAGAUGGCUGAAGCGAAGGGAAGAGGUGGAGCAGAGAGAUGUUCCCGGUAUCGACUGUGCUCACUUGGCGAUGGACACAGAGGAGGGUGUCGAGGUUGUUUGGAACGAAGUUCAAUUUUCCGAAAGGAGAGAUUUCAAAUCACAAGAAGAAAAAAUUCAGCAAGUUUUCGAGAAUUUAACACAACUAGAGCAUCCGAAUAUAGUCAAGUUUCAUCGGUACUGGACCGAUACACAUAACGAUAAACCUAGGGUAAUAUUUAUAACAGAGUACAUGUCCUCCGGGUCACUGAAACAGUUCCUAAAACGGACUAAGAGGAAUGUUAAGAAACUACCACUGCAAGCGUGGAGACGGUGGUGUACACAAAUAUUAUCAGCUCUAAGUUAUUUGCAUUCCUGUUCGCCGCCAAUUAUACACGGCAACCUUACCUGUGAUACAAUAUUUAUUCAACACAAUGGUCUAGUAAAGAUUGGUAGUGUAGCUCCUGAUGCCAUUCACCAUCAUGUAAAGACAUGCAGGGAUAAUAUGAAGAAUAUGCACUUUAUUGCACCAGAAUAUGGUGCUGCCCUGACACCUGCCAUAGAUAUUUAUUCAUUUGGUAUGUGUGCAUUGGAAAUGGCCGGCUUGGAAAUACAAGGCAACGGCGAUUCCGGAACACUAGUCACUGAGGAAAUGAUUACACGAACAAUUGAAAGCCUCGAUGAUGCUCAACAAAAGGACUUCAUCCUAAAGUGCCUGAAUAAAGACCCCGCCGAACGAGAUAGUGCUAGGGAAUUAUUAUUUCAUCCACUUUUGUUUGAAGUUCAUUCGCUUAAAUUAUUAGCGGCGCAUUGUCUAGUUGAUACAGCACCCAAUUUCUCAGAAACGAUAAUUGACGAAGCAAUGCAAAGAGUGUAUAAGCCCGAUAUUAUUCUUGCGGAUAUUCCUCGAGCUAAUGAUCCCGUUGAAGUGAGAUUAGCUGAUGUGCCAUCAGCUGAGAAGCUCGAAAAAUUCGUGGAAGAUGUGAGAUAUGGUAUUUAUCCUUUAACUGCAUUUCCGGCCCGGCAACCGCCGCCACCGCGACCAAGAGCUAUAUCACCAGAACCAACGGAGUCUGUGAAAUCAGUGACACCAGAACCUUUAGAUGUAGAAACUAGGAAAGUAGUGAAUAUGAUGUGUAGUGUGAAGCCAAGAGAAGACAGCUGUGAUCUAAUGUGUUUUCAGAUGACAAUACUACUCCGGAUGGAUGAUAAAAUGAAUAGACAACUAACAUGCCAAGUCUCGCAAGAUGAUUCAGCGACGCAUCUUUCGGAAGAGUUAGUACAUUUAGGAUUUAUUCACGAGACGGACCGGGAAAAAAUUGCGUCGUUAAUUGAAGACACAUUGAGCAGCUAUUUUAGUAAACUCAACAAUGCAUUGAUGCAGGGCGUCGAUCCAAGCCACAUGCAAAUGCCUGUCCACUCGGCCAGUAUUGAACGAAAUUGGACCGUGGCAGACAGCAAUUCACCGAGUGGAGGAGUAGGAGGAAUAGCAUCAGAUGGUCCCUCAACGCCCACAACCGUUCUGGCAUCUCCGGCCUCCACGACUACAUCGAUUGCUGCCAAUCUGGAGAUACCCAGUUCUGGCCAGAAGCCACAGUCAACACCCAACGAGACGCCAGAGGCUCAGCCUCAACAGGUGGCCAAUGAUGUGACGUCGUCAAUAGCGAGGAGCUCGGAAAAGGUGAAUUAUUCGGCGGAUGGUGUCAGUGCAGUGACAACAACAAUCAACAGAACCUUAGCGUCAACAUCAACAACCACCACCAUGCCAAUCACAACGACGGCGCGAAUGAGGAAUAACCCGCGGGGGCCCGAAUGAUCCGCGGUGACAAGGCGAAAGCCACGCAAUGCCGCAAUGAAUGUCAAGGGGAAGUGACUGCAAAUGAAGAAUAGUUGUCCGAACCAAAACAAAAAGAACUCCCAAGCUAGAAAGUAACUAGAACGAAUGUGACUAAGAAAAAAUCAUUACGUUUUUUUUUACAACACAGGCACACUUUUGUGAUUAAAAAAAAGAAACAGCUUCACGAUAGACAGUGUAAUUUUUUUUUUAAAAAGCAAUCUUUUUAGCACAAUUUUAUCUCAAUGAUCUUUUGAUGAAGAAAUUGUGCAUGGGAAAAAUUUCUCCAAGUUAAAUUUAAAAGUGAAGAAAAAAAAAACCAGACGCCUUUCUCCAAGAGUCUCCUCACUUUCUACCCUUGCAGUUUUCCUUUUUGGGUGAGUCUUAUUUUAUUAUACCUCUAAAUGUCUUGAAUAUCUUACAAAAGUGCUUGAAGUAAAUUGAAAUUUGAGGAAAAAAAAUGACAAAGAGUGAAUAGAGUUCAUUGUGAAAAAUUCGUUAACGAGCCAAGACAAUUCAACAUUGAAAUAUUAAAGUGAAAGAAAUAAUAGCAGAUAAUUUACCCUAAAAAAAACAGAAAGAAGCGUAACAAGUUCAUUAAACUCUGUACAAGUGGCUGAAAGAUAACUAAAUGUCAUUCGCAUUCAAUACUUGCACCUUGAAGGUCAAAUUCAAGAGCGUAGCCAAAGAAAACUAAUUACAGGUUAUUGUUUAUUCAAUUUGGCAAUUAUUUGGAGGAAAAACAAAAAUUUAGCGAGGAUCAAUACCAAUUAUCUCAUACAACACACCAUUUUCCCAUAAUCCGAGACACUUUAGCUCUUCUAAUUAGAGCAACAAGCCAUGGAUUAUCUGACAAUUUCGCCAGAUUUGCAAAAAAAGCAAAGACAGACUUCAUGAUGGCGAAGUGCUAGAAUGUCCUUUUUUGGAAAAUUGACUUGGAUAAUUCCUUAGAAUCCUUUCAACCGAUUGGGACAAGAAAGGAUUCAUUUAAAAGGUUUUGGAAUCCUGAAUAAACCAGAAAAAAGCUGUAUUAGUCUCAUUCUUGAAGGCCAUAUGAAUAUCAAAAACGAGCCGACCCAAAACUGUUCAGAACCGUUUAUAAUCGAUCCAUAAAUCAAUUCAAAAUCUGUGCUGAACAGAAUAUAGUUCCAAGUAAAUUUUGAGUUAAAAAUAUCAAUUAACCGAUUCAUUACCGGUUCAUACCCGGUGAAAAUUAGCCCAAAACUGUUCAGAACCGUUUAGAACCGCUUCAUAAAUUAAUUCAAAAUCUGUGCUAGUCAGAAUAUGGAUCAAAGUAAAUUUUGAGUUAAAAAUAUCAAUUAACCGAUUCAUUACCGGUUCAUACCCGGUUAAAAUUAGCCCAAAACCUGUUUAGAACCGUUUAAAACAGAUUCUUAAAUCAAUUCAAAAUCUGUGCUAAACAAAAUAUAGGUCAAAAUAUAUUUUGAGUUAAAAAUAUCAAUUGACCGAUUUAUUACCGGUUCAUGCCCGGUUAAAUUGGCCCAAAACCUGUUCAAAACCGUUUAGAAUCGAUUCUUAAAUCAAUUCAAAAUCUGUGCUAAGCAGAAUAUAGUUCAAAGUAAAUUUUGAGUUACAAAUAUCAAUUGACCGAUUCAUUACCGGUUCAUGCCCGGUUAAAAUUGGCCCUGAACUGUUCAGAACCGUUUAGAACCGAUUCAUAAAUCUAUUCAACAUCUAUGCUAAACAGAAUAUAGUCCCAAGUAAAUUCUGAGUUAAAAAUAUCAAUUAGCCGAUUCAUUACCGAUUCUUACCCGAUUAAAAUUUGUCCAAAACUUUUUCAGAACCGUUUAAAACCGAUUCAUAAAGCAACUCAAAAUCUCUUAAAAACAAAGUAUAAGCCGAAGAAGUAAAUUUCGAGUAAAAAAAUCCUUUUACCGAUACAAUAUCGGUUCAUAAUCGGUUAGAAUUGUUUUAUAACCGUUCAGGACCGUUUGGAAACAAUUCUUAAAUCAAUUAACAAACUGCACAAAACAGAAAUUGUCAAAGUAUCAAUUGGCCAAAGUAAAUUUUAAGUUAAAAAUAUCAAUUAACCGAUUCAUUACCGGUUCAUAACUGGCCCAAAACUGUUCAGAACCGUUUAAAACCGAUUCUUAAAGUAACUCAAAAUCUAUUAAAAAUAAUGAAUAGGACGAAGAGGUCAAUUUCGAGUAAAAAAUCAGUUUGCCGAUACAAUAUUAAUUCGUAACUGGUUGAAAUUGUUUUGUAACCAUUCUGGAACGUUUAGAAACAGUUCAUAACUCAAUUAAGAACCUGUACGAAACAGAAUAUAGGCCAUAGUGAAUUUUGAAUUAGAAAAAUCAAUUUAUCGAAUCAUUACCGAUUCAUGACCGGUUGAAUAUGGUCCAAAACUGUUGAGAACUGUUAAGAACUUGUUUAGAAAUCUACUAAAAAUCUGUUUUCAUUGUUUUUCCAAUUUUUAUAUUAAAAUUUGAGGGAACCCAGUGAAUACAAUUAGCUAGAAAAGGCAGAGUUUUCAGCAAAAAUAUGCUGAAAACGCUGCCUUUUUUAGCCUAACUGUGCUCGCUGGGAACUUGAUUUUAAACUUUUAGGAUAGGGUAAAAUAGGGUGUAGUAGGGUGAAAUACGCUAAUUCUGAGCCUAAUCUAAUCCUGAACAUUUAGAUUUUCUCACUUUUUAAGAUAGACUGAAGAAAAAGACAACGAAGAAUACUUCAGAAUAUAGGUCUUUCACUUCUCUGUAGUCUUCCUUUUCUCUCCAUCCAUCUUAAAUAGUGAGAAAAUUUCAAAGUUCAUGAUUAGAUUCGGUUCACAAUUAGCCUAAUUUACUUUAUUCCCUAUUUUUGUUACUAAUAAAUUAUGGUCAUUCUGUUCAUUUGUGAUAAUUAAAAAACGACGACACCCAUUAUCUAAUACAACAUACCAUUUUAGCACGUACAUCAAACCAUCCGAGACACUUUCUCAAAUACAUCAAACAAGCGAAUAUCGCUCCUCAAUAUACUUACCGUAACCAGCUACAAUUUUAUCUGGAUACGUUCGUGAAUUUGACCUCAGGAAUGUAAGAGACUUUCAGAAAAAAAAGACUCAAGAGACACCCUAACGAAAAAUUCAUUGCGAUGAUCAUUAGCGAUGUUAGAAGAUGUGACAGUUUUUAAAUUGAAAAAUAUCUAAAAGCAAAUUGCGAUUUCACUUUUAAACGAGCUAGCGGUGGAAGAAAAAAAUAAGAGAGAGAGAUGAGAAAGAUAAAUAAAUGCGCUGUGAGCACAAAAAGAACAUAUUUAACAAUUGCUGAAAUUGUUGAUUUUUUUUUAUUGGGAUAAUUACGCAAUUUUUUCUUGAAUUCUUUCUUUGCUUAUCUGCAGAACAGAGUUUGCGACAAACAGCCUGAAUUUCACUUUAAACCUUAAAGGGAUUUUGGUUUUUUUAAUUUGCAGUGACACAAUCCCCAUCUGCUUUGUCUAUGGAGCAAAAGGACAAACAAUUAAGGAGGGAUUCUGAUUCAAUGACUUUGUCAUAUGACAAAGUCAUUGGAUACAUUAUACACAUUCCUAAAAAGCAAAUUUUCCUUCUAUUUUACAAAGUUAAAAAUUAAAAAAAUUGAUUAUAGGGAGUAAGUUUAAUUUUCUAAAAGCUUAAGCUGUUUAAAAAAUAUAAGAUGUAUUUUCCAGCAGAAUAUUUUUAAACUAUUUUGAUCCAUAACUUAAUCCAUAUCACCAAGAUUUUAAAUGCAAAGGAAACUUGUAGCCAUAUAAAUGAAUCAAGAAAUCAUCCUAUAUUAUAUUGUUGCGGAUUUGGAUAGUGGAGCCCUACCUCAAUAACCAUAGCACCCUGGUGGACGAACCUAGAGCUAGAGCUAGGGAUCCUAGAGCGGUCCUAGAGCUAGGGGAUGAAGAAUACCGAUCCAAUGCCUCCAUUGAGUAAAAAAUCGUGGUUUUCCUUAUUGAUAUUGCUUAUGUAGAACACUCUAGAAUCCAUAUCUGAACUUUUCUAGGCAUAGCUUGAAGGUGGUUAAUGAAAAGUUCCAAAGAUAAUGUUCAUUAGAAAUCUCCUAGACUCCGACGGUUCCAUUGCCUUGUAGAGAGCAUACCCUCUCGCUAGCACCAGGGAAUGAGUGCAUCUCUAAAGUCCUCAGAGUCUAGGGGGUGAGCCUCUCAUCCCUUUAUAGAAAAACUUUAGCUUCUCGACUUCCCAGAAAUGCCUAGGUUUCUCGCCUGAACAGACGCUCUCACGGCUGAUAUGGGAAUGCGUUUAGCUGGGUACGGGUUGACCUAGAUUAUAAAGGGGCAAUUUUAAACUCUUCUCCUUCUCUAUCAACUAUCUCAAGUUGUGUCCCCUAUCUAUCAAGAGAAUAUGCGUAGCCCUCCCGAAUUAUACGAGUUAAGUGUGAAAAUCGCACUGAAGCAAAUAUUACACUCAGUCUCGACAUUAAGUCUAUAGUUGGUAAAUUUCAUGAAUUUUCGCCUAAAGUAGAUGGCGACUGCUGUGAAAUUUCCAUUAAGUCCUUCGGGAUUAUGCACCUGACGGAAAUUUAUGAAAUCAUUUUUGAAUUACGCCUGAAUGUAUACUACUUUGCGACGCGGAAAAUUUGAAAACAUUUUGCUACUUUUUCAGAAUAAAACUUUAAUUUCUUUUAUUAAGGUAAUUUUUUUAAAAUAUUCUAACCAUUUAUUGAAGAACUCUUGCCCAAAAUUACUAUUUGUUAAUGCAUUUCUAUUAAACAGUUGAAUCUUUCUGUUUGAACUACUUUUACUCCGCGCAAAAUUCGUUCUACGUAAGAUUUAUUCAAAAGAAAGCCCCUGCGGGUAUGCAAAUUUUCUCGAUGCGUAAUGCCAUUUCCCGCGUUUUUUCGGUCCCGAAAAUGUGCUUAAUCCCGGAACUGAGUGUAUCAUGUUUUAUGCCCUGAACGGUCAUCAAAACCAAAAAGACUCAAUUUUCUCCAAAGCUUUCGACCCUCUAUGAGGAAGACCCAUACCGAGGGUCGAAAUCUUUGGAGAAAAUUGAGUCUUUGGUUUUGAGAAGAAGACAAUCCUCUGACGAACACCGCUAAAAACUGAAGUUGAUGAAUGGGUUCACUUGUUUAAACCUAUCAAGUAUCUUACUGUUUUGAAGGAUAUUAAAACCACUUCUGGAUUGUUUACACUUCUUUAAACGUAAAUAUGAUAUGAGAAUCGAUCCCAGCGUCUUGUCUACUUAUCUGAUCCCUUUAACGUUUAACUUCAGUGAUUUCAGCUGUUCAAAACCGUAACUCUGUUCUCAAAGUUUUAAUUUAAAAAAAUAUCAUUACCUUUUUCAAAAUAUUUUUAGUCAAUAUUAGCUUUCGGGCACAUUUCCCUCAAUGCUGAGACCAAAAUUAGAAAAGUUUCUAGAAUAUUGUAUUCUAAAAGUAGGAAAUUUUGAAAAAUAAAGAAUUUCAAAGUUCCGGAAUUUUUCCGAAUUUUUCCGGACGUUCUUAAUUUGUGAAUAUCAAGAUCUUCAAAUUUUUCUAAUUUCGGGCUCAGUGAGUAAAUCGAACCAAUUGAUAUGAAUAAAAAACUAGGUAAGAUUUAUUGAAAUCUUACCUAAUACAGGGGGCGAGGCUGUGUAGUUAAUUGGAAAAUAAGAAAAACAAGUGAAAGAAGACAAAGUUUGAUACAAAAGUAGCGUGACGUUGGUUUUUAGGAAAAAAUCCGAAAAUGAGUGAGACUGUCAGAAAAUCGUUCUCACGAGUUUUUUGACCAAAAUUUUUCAAUAUAGGUUUAAUGAAAAAAAAAGUGUUUUGUAGAAAAGUGAAUGAGGAAUGUAUUUUUUUUAUUAAAAUCUAGUCUCGCGCCCUUUUUAAACCCCAAAAAUUUUUGGAUUUUUAUUCCUUACUCUUUCCCUUUCAGGAUUUUGAAGAAAAAAUAUAUCAAAUUUAAAAAAAAAAUUACUUUCAUACUCAUAGAAAACUCCUUUCAGAAAAAAGCAUUUCCGUUCAUUAAAGAAAAGAAGAAAAGAUAACAAGCGAUAUUAUUCGGAACUUUUACGUUUAAGUUAGUUGCAUUUUAUUCGAAUAUUUCACUGAAUUGACUAUGCAAUUUUUUUAAAAUAAUAAAAAAAGAAUUCUUGAGAAAAUAUUAAAGAAAAAUUAAUAUGAAAAUUUUAUUUCACACUCGACUGAAUAUUUUAUUUUUGUUUCCGGAAAAAAAGCCCGAUUAUUUGUACAUAAUAAAGUAAUUUUUUAAGUGUAUAAAUGUUAUCCAUUUUUUUUUAUUCUUUGCACAAAAGCAACUUGAUAGAGGAACAUUUUGUCUACUUUAGAGAAAGAGAAAAAACGUGUAAAUAAAAUGGAUAAAGAACUUCCAUAGCUUUCUUUCGCAAGAUAUUAAAAAAAAAACAAAUAACAACCAAAACUUCUCUUUUUUUUAAAUCCUUUUCAAAAAUUUCAGCCUUCUUGAAAACGAUCGUAAUAAAUUCAGAGAGCAAAUAGAUUAAAGAUUUUAAAAAAACCAUACGAGAAAUAAUAGAGAUCAAAAAUCUAUUCUCAAAAAAGCCAUUUGUAAAGUAAAUGUAAUAACUUUAAAAGAAAUAAUAAUAAUAGGAAAAAAAACAGCAAAAACAUAUUAACAAAAAUAAAAAAUGAAAAAUGUGGAAAUAGCAGGUAAAUAGACCGUACAGUAAUCACAAAAAUAGUGAAUGAAAAAAAACUAAAUAACAAAAUCAAUUGAGGAAAUUUCGUGAAGUAGCUGAAAUAGGAAUAUUCAAACAAACAAAAAAUUAAAUGACCGUUUCAACAUUUAAAAACAAAAAAAAAAUGAGGAGAAAAAGGUGAAAAAAGUGAAGCUUAGUGCAAAAGCUAGUCAUAUCGAAGAAAAUCCCAAAAAUGUUCAUAACGCAAAGGCAGUAGAUUCUAGUUUAUGUAAUUGAAAAUAUUAAAUAAAAGAUGAAAGUAAUAGUAAUAGAUAUAAUAGUAAUAUAUAUUUUAUAUUAUGUAUGUGCGCGCGUGUGUGUGCAGAAGGCAUAUGCAUAUUGGAGAUAAAUAAAGAAAAAAGCAUUAAAAAGAAAACACACUAAAAAAAUUAAGAGGAAAAAAAAAUAUUUAGGAAGAAAAAUAAUUGUUUUUCUAAGGAGAAAAUUUAACAAGAAAAAAAAAACGGCGUUAGAUAAAUGAAAAAAUGGCUUAAAAUUGUCUCUACAAAGUUUAGCAAAGAAUAUUCGUUCUUUUUUUGGCAAUUUAUUAUUUAGUUCCCAUGGAAAAUUUUGUUCAAAAAAUGAUAAAUUUAUUUCGAGAUGAAACCUAAAAUUUAUACAAUGAAAAAUUUCAUACCAAAAUUAACGUGUGUUCUGCUGCACUUGGCUGAUGGGGGGAAUUUCUCAAAUAGGCAAGAGGUUAUGGUGCAAAAUUGAGGUUAUGUUGGAACUUAAGUGCAAAUGACAUAACCUAUAAAGGGAUAUUCUCGGAUGAAUAGAGUUCUUUAAAUAUUUUUGUCUAGAAGCAGCUUUUCUUGCAAAAAUCGUACGCUUGGAAAUAACUACAUGAAUAUUACUUAAUAAUCGAAGAUUGCAAAACCUAAACUUUUGGGUUUAAAUAGAAGAAGACCAAAAAUCCUAACCUCAAUACAAAAUAAAACAUUUCAAUAUCUGAAAAGUCUCCAAAAUCAAAAAUUCUUGAUUUUAGAACGUUCUAUCAUGCGCUAUUUUAAAAAUAUGAACCAUAUUUGAAUGGAACUUAACCUAAAAUCUGAACCAUUAAUGUGGAAAUACAAAAAAAAGGUUUGUGGGACCGUACUAACUGGACCAAGAACCUUAUUUCGAAUGUAAGGUUGUCAUGCUUCUUUCCUUUUAAUCCCUAUCAUGCCCAAACAUUUUUUUAAUUAUUCGUGAAACAAUUUGUAUGUUUUUUUAUUAUUUAUAUUAAAAAAUUACAGAAAUCUAACCCUAAAAAAAUUAUUGUGGUAAAAUUUGCACUUUUCUGACAAAAAAGGGCAUUGAAACAUUUUUUUCUUCCAUUUUAUUCUACACCUUAGACACUUUCAUCACUUUAUUAGGUCCUAAAACGCAAUUUUUCCUCGUUAAACUUGGUUUAUUAUCUUUAAUUUUAGGUUAUGUAUUAACAUAACCUUAGAAAAUAUAUACAAUAUUUUGUGUGGUGAAAUCUUAUAUCUGCUGUUAAGAAGUUUUGAUCUAUAAAUUAUGAAAUUUAUAGAUCAAACAAAGGAAAAUUAUGAGGAAAAUUGCCUUUCACCUGCACUGGAAUUUUCGAUGAAGUAGAUUAAAAACUCAGCUCAUUUAUAAAUCAUGUCUCGUGUUUUUGUUAGGUCAAAACCUUACAAAAUUUACCACUUACGUAUCAAUAUUUGGACAAGUGACAUGAUAAAGCAAUUUGAGGUUAAUCUGAACAUAACCUUUAAAAACUAUUUAAAACUUAGAAACUCUCCGAAUAAUAAUAAUAAUAAUUAUGCUGGCACAACAUUCCAUGAAGGAACUAGACCUUCCCACAGGGGGAUUUCUAGACAUACAUUAUUAUUUUUUCUUGUACGGUAUGAGAUUGUCAGUUGCCCGUGGAAUCAAGUGCAGUAAAGCUCACUGGAUGCAAUCUGAACACCUUUAACGCCAGAAAAGUUCCUGGUGACCUAAAGCGGAUUCGAACCCGAGACACUUGCAUCAUAGAGCGAGUGCUCUACCACUUGACCCUUUGAAUGCCCACUUAUGCGUCAAUAUUUGAACAAAUGGCAGAAUAAAUCAAUUUGAGGUUAUGCUAAAUAUAACCUUCAAAAAUCUGUUUAAGAUUCAGCAACUCUCCGAAUAGUCCCUUAAAUUUGAUAAAUUGAGAGCCCAGUAGAAUGAUGUAAAAUAUAAUUGAGGUUAUUUUAACUUUUCAUUGUAUCCCUUUUAAUCCGCAGCUAUGAGAUUUUCUAACUUUGUAACGUAGUAAUCGAAUCUUAAAAUCGUCGAAACACAUUCAAGCGACUUCACUUUGUCUUGCAGGAAGGAUAUUCUUGGGGGUUAUUUUUCAACUCGUUUUUUUUAGGGUUAGAGAUUUUCAAAUUUUAAAUUUUCAUAGAGUUCUUUUUAUUGAAAACCAUCAACAUUAUCUCUAAAAUUCUAUUUAGAAUUGGAAUUUAUGUAAUACGCCCAUCGAAAUUUAAAUAAGAAAUUAGCAUAAAUUAAGGGGUGCGUAGAUCCGGUCAGCCUAGAAUUUUUUUUACUAAGUUUUUGUAAAUUUAUGUACACAAAAUCUAGGUUGAUUUGAUCUACAUACUACUCACGCUAUAGCCACUUUAUGAUAAUUUCUUUAUUGAAUUUCAGUGGGUGUAUUAUCGCCUGAUUUUUGAGGUUAGGUACAAUAAAACAUUAAAAUUUACAACAAAACAAAGGUAAAGUUUCAAAUUCUUCCAAGUUCUAGUAAAAUAUAUAAGUCGAACAACUAAAUUUUUUUUAAAAAUCGUUUUAUUCGCUUUUUUGGAUACUUCUUUAUACUCCUUACCUUCCUUCUAGAAUAAAAGAUAAUUAUUUUGGAAGUUAUAGAGAUUUUAAAUCUUAAAAAUCCUAUACUCUGCAUGUAAAAUCUCUGUAAAAUUUGCCCACUGUGAGUUAUUGGUUUUUUAUUCUGAGCGAUCGAUAUUGAAUUUUCCGUAAAAAUAGGAGUUUUUCUCUAUUAUGUUAUAAUUCUUACGAGCAGCGCAUAUACAAUCGCAACGAUCGCAACCAUAAGAGAGUGGAAUAUUUUACUCUGGAGUUCGGAGUUCGGACUUGUACUCGAGAGUUUAAGUAGAUUUGAGGGAUUUGCCCCGGCUCGUCCGUGGGCAAUCCGGGAAGAAUUAACACCGGUUCGUCCUAGAGUGUUCCUGCGGGGGAGAACCCUAUUAUUCAUUAUCCCCGGUAUUCGAAGCGGCCCAUCUGGCCCCCGGGGAUUCAAGAAAAAUGUAGCAGUGGAUUUAAUAAAAGUCUACAAGAGGAACACUGGAGUUUUUCUUGAAUCUGGGAGCUCCUCUUGCCCUUCUUUCGGUCGCAAGUUAUUUGAAGGUGGUUGCGAGGGGAUGGUAGCUUCUACCCGAUUUCCAUAGAAUCGUAAAAAUACUUAAGCUGUUUCUAGAGCUUUUCCGGGAAAAAUAUUUAUAUUCUCUUAACUUUUGUUACUUUGAGGUUAUGUCUAAAGCAUGUUGAGAGCAAUUUUCGUCAAAAAUUGUAUUUUUGACAGAAUUUUGACGUUUCUGCCUACAGCAUUGCAGAGAAUUUUCUUCAAAAAAGCAAAAAAAUGACGCAAUUUUGACUAAAAUUGGUGCAAUUUUGACGAAAAUUGACGCGAUUUUGACGAAAAUUGACGCAAUUUCGACGAAAAUUGACGCAAUUUUGACGAAAAUUAACGCAAUUUUGACGAAAGUUGUUCUCAAUGUGUAUAUAGACACCUUAAUAAAUCAACCAUAACCCUACUUUUCAACAUAACCUCUUAUCUUUUUGAAGGGAUUCCCUCCACGGCUGAUGAAAAAUCAAAAAAAUAUCUGACUUAUUGUUCUUUUUUUUGUAUAUUUGUGUUUUAGUUAAAAUUAUUAUUUUUUUUUUUGUGUAACUCUAUAGACUUAAAAUAUCUCCCAAAAUCGCCCUCCCUAACUUACCAUAAAAUUCAUUGCAGAUUUUCCCCCCAAUAAUACUCAAUUUCAUAAUUAAUUAACGUGAAUAAUUGUAAUUUGUAAAUAAAUAAAUGAGAAAAAAAUGUAUAUUUAGCUUCUAAAUAAAGAAAAAAAAAUAAAAUGAAAACCCUAUGAAGGAUAUAAAACUGAUGAAAGGGAAGAAGAUGAAAAAGAAACACAAAUUUUCAUGUCUAAAAUGCUUCUAAAUAGAAAUACAAAAAUUUUGUAUAGAAAACCAAAAAAAAAGAGAAAACAAAUGAAUAUUAAAAAGUAAUAAACUUUUUUUUGUUGGAUUUAAAUUCCCAAUUUUUUUUUGUUAUUUUGUGUUUUUUUUUUAUUAUUUCUUUUCAUUUCGACAAUCGCAAGUUGGACGAGGAUGCUUCGAGUAAAGAGGAAAUAAAAAAUAAUUUAAAAAAAACAAGUAAUAUGAAAAGGAAGAAGAUAAAAAAUAUUGUAUAGAGUAUGCCUAUUUGAGACUGACGUAUUUGUAAUAGCAUGAAACAUAAGAAAAAAAAUAAUGAAUAAGAAUGAAAUUAUGAUUAGAAAUUCAAUUAAAUGUACAUAAUAGAAAUGUGAAGAGAUGAGAAACGAGCAAGAAAUGCUGAUGGAAAAGCGAACGAGAGUGAAUGAUUGCAAAAAAAAGAGAAUCUUGUGGUAAAUUUUCCUAUUUUCACACUAACUUUCCUUUCUUGUUUUUGUUUUCUUUAUGUUUUCUUUUCCUUAUCGAACCAGCCAAUCUUUUGUGUAUUUUAAGAUAAAAGAAUUAAGAGAGCAAAAGCAGCAAUGAAAUCAAUAAAGAUUGUGGAAAAUUUUUUGUGUGUUGAAAGAAAAACAAGCCUAAAAAUUCAAAUAUUUGCUAAUUAAUUAUAUUACAAAAAAAAGGGAGAGAGGAAUUAUAAUUAAAUAAUUAAAAGAAAAAUGACAUAUUGUAGACAAGAAUGAGAGAGUUAGAGAGAAAAAUAAAAGAUGAUGAAAAGUGAUAAUUUUUCUUAGUAAAAAAAGAAAUACUUAAAAUAUUUUUUAUAUUUCUGCAUUAAAUAUGAAUCAUUAUAAAUGGGAAAAAACAUAAUUAAAAAAAUUUGUAUUACUAAAAUAGAACAAGAAAACAAAACUCAAAGAAACAGAAGAAAAAACUUUAAAAAGGGACGAUAAAUUUAUUUAAAUCCUGGCUAUAAUUUUUCUACUCUUAAAAACUUGCAGAAAAACAAAAGAGAUUGGCCGAGAAGUUCUAGAGAAAAAAAACAAUAAAUCUUUUAGGUCUAGAAAAUGUAAAACGCUUAAACUUUUGCAACUAGUUUGCAAAUAAUCCCUUCUCUACCAACAACAACAAAAACUGCACAAUUUUUCAGUAUGAAGCACUUAGAAUAAAAUCAAACUUGAAAAUGGGAGAAUAAUUACAAAUUUUCUUAAGCAAAAGAAAUAACAA